AUGCAAUUAUCUCAUUACUCGUCGAUUGAUAGCGCCGUUCAGUCGGUUAUAAAUGGCAACAAUUAUUUGGUGUUUGAAUUUAGGGACAAGUUUUCGGACAAUUUUGAGACACGAGUGACCGAAAUGUUUGACGCGAGCGAUGAGUCCAUUGAAAAUAGCGUUAUUCAUCUCUAUAUAGACCUUUCAAAAAUACAUACUGGUUAUAUGGCUAUCAAAUAUCUACUAGAUGGAUAUCAUACUUUCAUAGACAAAUUAGGCCUAAUGUUAAAUAAGCCAAAAAUGAAUGAGCAAUUAUCUACCAUAAACAUUGUCGAGGUGUUUAACGGCGAGUUGAGCAAAGUGGGUGUCACGUUUAUGUUUGUCGGACCGCAAUUGUUUAUAUUUAUGGAGUUUAUAUGGGGUAUGAUUUUGUCGGCGUUCAUCAUGGUAAACGACAAAUCGACAAACGUAAUGAACCGGGUGUUUGUGUCCGGCGUGAAUGAGUACGAGUAUAUGGGCGCCCAUAUACUCAUCAAUGGUAUCAUUAGUGUCGGUCAAGUGUUAGUCUCUAUGAUAUUUGUGUUUGUGGUGUUUGCCGUUCAACAAUCGGGAAGUUAUUGGGAAAUAUUCCUGUUUUUAUUCAUCGAGAAUUUAGUGGGAAUUUUUACCGGUUUAUUACUCGCUAUUAUUCUGGCCGGCCCCAUUUCCGUAGUGGUUGCUACCUUCAGUAUAAUGUGUGCGGCGUUAACCAUAUCGGGUGUCGUUUGGCCCAUUGAGACCAUACACCCGUUGUAUCGGUUCAUAUCAUACACCAGUCCAAUAACAAUCCCAAUACAAUCAUUUCGUAAUAUAAUGGUGAAAGGUUGGACAUUUACGCAGCCCGAUGUUUACCAUGGAGACGCUGGCAAUUAUCAGGAUAAUAUCCAACCCGCCCUUGAUGUGAUAGUCACCCGACCUGAAUAUAGUAACAAUUGCCAUCAUAGCUGUAAAUAUUGUUGCGAUGGCAUUGAUGGUGUGGAAACCCUUUAG
Messenger RNA from Medioppia subpectinata, 1008 nucleotides. NCBI's taxonomy places the organism in Eukaryota, Metazoa, Arthropoda, Arachnida, Sarcoptiformes, Oppiidae. The record is from the annotation of a GenBank genome assembly.